Molecule: messenger RNA, 357 nt
Organism: Funneliformis mosseae
Lineage: Eukaryota; Fungi; Glomeromycota; Glomeromycetes; Glomerales; Glomeraceae
Source: the annotation of a GenBank genome assembly
AUGAUUAACGAACAAGAAGUUUCUUUUACUGAUUACUUCAAUUUUGAUAAAGCUGAAAUGUACGACGAAUCAUUUCUAAACUUAGAUCAAAACGAUCAAGAUGAUGAUGGUCAUAAUAAUUCACCUCAAUUACAAACUCAAUCGUCACCGGAAACAAAACAUCUGGAAUAUAAAGACGCUUUGGAAAUUAAAAGAAAAAUGUGUCCGAAAUUCACGAACCCAGAUUGCAAUUUAUUAAAUUGGACCUUUGUCCAAAUUGACGCGCCAUUAUAUUUUAAUUAUGAUACCGCGGACGGAUGUUUUCAUUACGAAGGCUUGCCGACUGAGCUUUUAUUUAACUUCAAUCAAGGAUAUUAA